GCCUAAUUAAAUAUAACGGCUAUAUUUCUUCGAAUUUGAAAAGAGGCCAUAGACGUCGCUUUAAAGUCCAUCACAGCUCUCACCCCAAAUUCUUCACUCCACAAUUCUCAUUUUCUCUGCAAAUUCACACACAGAAUAAGAGAAAUUCUUCAAGAAUUGUCGUAAAGAUGAAUGACCUGAUGACGAAAUCAUUCUUAAGUUAUGUGGAAUUGAAGAAGCAGGCUAUGAUGGAUCUUGAAGCAGGGACUGAUAUUGAAAUGGGUCAACUCGACCCGACUGAUGAAAGAAACCUCUCAAAAUUCUUUGAACAAGUUGCUCUUAUUAAGUCUGAUAUGGAAGAAAUUAACAAUCUUCUUGUCAAUCUUCAAGACCUUAAUCGAAAUACCAAGUCAGCCCCGAGUGCCAAAAUUCUUCAAGGCCUUAGAGAUCAGAUUAACUCUGACAUUAUUACUGUUCUUAGGAAGGCGAAAAUUAUCAAAACAAGACUUGAAUUGCUUGAUAAAUCCAAUCUUGACAACCGUGGCGUAUCAGCAGCGUAUAAAGAGGGAAGCCCCAUUGAUCGAACGAGGAUUUCAGUGACUAAUGGUUUGAGAAUUAAACUGAGGGACAUGAUGAAUGAUUUACAGUGCUUAAGGGGAAACAUUGUAGCAGAACACAAAGAAGGCCUAAGGAAACAGUAUAGUAAUACUAACGGGAAGGAACCGAGUGAGGAAGUGAUUGAAAAGAUGAUGCAAGAAAGGGUUCUUGUGGGUAAAGUAGAGAACCAGGAAAGGCAUGAAGCUGUAAAAGAGAUACAGAAAAGCUUGGUUGAGCUGCACCAAGUGUUUCUUGAUAUGGCUGUCAUGGUUGAGACACAAGGUGAUCAGAUGAACAAUAUUGAGCAAAAUGUAGUUAAUGCUGGUGGAUAUGUGAAUUAUGGGAUGAAGGAGUUAGAUCGUGCUAAUCGAAUGAAGAGGAGGAGGACUUGGGCUUUUUGGAUUGGCGCGUUGGUGCUGGUUUUCUUGUUGCUAUGCCUUAUUGCAAUUCUAUUUUGAAUUCAGGCUUUGGGGCUCUCUAUUGUUUUUUUUUCCAGUACAUUGAGCUUUCGUUUCUUCUCCGAUGGCUAUUUGGAAUUUAAUGGGGCCAAUUUAUGUGAUGAAUUUAUGUUCAUCAACUGUUUGUAUGUAAAAUAGAUUGAAAAUGAUACAUUACAUUUGGAUAUUGCAAUAUAAUUUGAUCAAGAUUUUUUCCUUA
Solanum dulcamara is the source of this 1233-nucleotide messenger RNA. Its product is annotated as syntaxin-112-like. The transcript is spliced from 2 exons. Gene Ontology annotation, biological process: intracellular protein transport; exocytosis; vesicle fusion. Gene Ontology annotation, molecular function: SNARE binding; SNAP receptor activity. The record is from RefSeq and is a predicted model, not a curated record. Bases 168 to 1034 code for a protein of 288 amino acids. Gene Ontology annotation, cellular component: SNARE complex; plasma membrane; endomembrane system. Lineage: Eukaryota; Viridiplantae; Streptophyta; Magnoliopsida; Solanales; Solanaceae.